CAGUUCUUUGGGAUUGAGUUUGGGAUUGGGUAGGCAAAUCUGUUCCUAGAUCUGCUUGCAGAGGCAACAAAUAUACUGGGGCAUCUUCAGGUGCUUGGAAAGCCAGAUAACCUUUGGAGCUCACUGAUGUCUUGCGCAUGGAAGGCAGGGCACUUCCUGUUUUUCCUCAGAUCUUUUCUUGCUUACCAGAGAGCGCUUUCUAUAUUGAGUAAUGGGGAAACAGGCAUCCACCCACCGAACUAGUAACGUUAGGUCUGCACUUAUGGACAAAUGAAUCACAGGAAAUAUUGAAACUAAGUGGUUUUGUAGUUUAACGAUGGACUCGUUACGUCAGGCGUGAAUAGUGAGACCCAACAAGGGGUACUGCUAACUACCUCCACGCUAGCAAGGAUAACCAGCUAGUGAACGUAAGCUAGCUAAUUUGGUACAAUCAGCUACGAUUUACUGUUGUGAAUGGUGAAACGUUACCUAGCUGACGUUUGCGUGCCAGACUGUCAAACUGAGUAACGUUUCUCUUCUCUGAAAGGUAUUUCCUCAACCAGGAAAGAGCAGCAUGCGGAGAGAGCUGCAUCCGCUCUAGAAUGAAGAAGAGCCCGGCGCACCGCUGCAGGGACAUAGAGAGGCAAGCCGGUUACCUGCAGCCCGAGCACUGCGCCCCUCCCCCGACCCGCCCCAGUUCCGACGCCAUGUGGUUCAUCCGCGACUGCUGCGGCAUCGCGUGCGGCGUCAUCACCUGGUGCCUGGUGUUCUACGCCGAGUUCGUGGUGCUCUUCGUCAUGCUGCUGCCCGCCAAGAACCUGCUCUAUAGUCUAAUCAACGGGGCACUGUUCAGUACCCUCGCCUUCCUUGCUCUGGCUUCGCACGCCCGGGCCAUGUGCACAGACCCGGGUGCGGUGCCUAAAGGGAACGCAACCAAGGAGUUUAUCGAGAGCCUGCAACUCAAGCCCGGUCAGGUGGUCUACAAAUGUCCCAAGUGCUGCAGUAUCAAGCCUGACAGAGCUCACCACUGCAGUGUGUGUAAACGCUGUAUCAAGAAGAUGGACCACCAUUGCCCAUGGGUAAACAACUGCGUAGGAGAGAAGAACCAGAAAUUCUUUGUGCUUUUCACAAUGUACAUUGCACUGAUAUCCCUCCAUGCCCUGGUCAUGGUUGCCUUCCAUUUUAUCUUCUGCUUCGAGUCAGACUGGACAAAGUGCAGUACAUUCUCUCCUCCUGCGACCGUCAUCCUCCUCAUCUUCCUCUGCUUUGAGGGACUCCUCUUCCUCAUUUUCACCUCAGUGAUGUUUGGGACCCAGGUCCAUUCCAUCUGUACCGAUGAGACGGGCAUAGAGCAGUUGAAAAAGGAGGAGAGAAGAUGGGUUAAAAGGACAAAGUGGAUGAACAUGAGGGUGGUAUUUGGCCAUCCGUUCUCCAUAGCCUGGCUAAGUCCCUUUGCAACCCCCGACCACGGGAAGGCAGACUAUUACCAGUACGUUGUCUGAGAAGACGAAGCCAAGCUCCAGCACCCUUGCUACCAGCCUGUCUUUCAGGGUGCGGACUGAUGAUGCGUACAGGCGAAGGUGUUCCCACCGCCUGACUUCACUGAGCAUUAACUCUUGACACUUCUUCUCCUUUUCUGUUUUUGAUCAUUUUUAAAUUUCAGGGUCUUCUUUGUGAAAAACAUCUUUCUGCCUGUUUUUAAUUCUUGUCACUUAUUUUAGUUUUCUAUGCCUGGUGCUGAUUUUGAUACCUGUAUGAAAAACAAGUUAUUUUCCCUUCUGUUCACAAUCACAGACAAGCCCUGCAAAACCAUCAACUGUAAAAUGAGUCUCUGCUUCUCUCACGUUUAACAUGAAAGAGAGCACUUACUGAUGUAACCUAGCCAGAGACUGAAUCUGACGUGGCUAUAAACUAGGCUCUACCUUUGGGAUAGAAAGGAUAGACACUCUUAAACCCAACGUAUAGUAUUUCCUGUAUUUGUUCAUGUCCCGUUUGAGGACUAGACCUAAACAAAGCAAACGCAUGACCUGAAUUCAGAUUGGCUUUUCAGUGGACGAAAACGAUCAGUUCCAAUAGGCAUAUUUUGUCUUCCAAUGUUGCAGUACCUCAGCCUUUCCAUAAAGUAUCCUUUAUGGGUAUAAGCUAUAGCCUUUGGUGCCAGCGCCACGCUGUUGAUGUACUACCGACCCACAAGGCAUUACAUUUGCUGUUUAGAACAGCCAAAUCUGUUGCUGCAGAGUCUUUGCCUUAUAAGCAUGCGCGGCUGCUCACCUCCUGCAGGACUGACGCACAGAAGAAAUGCCAGGCCGCGCAGACUCCAGAGAUUGAACUUCACUGAGUUCACCCCAUUAGUUUGCACUACAUAGAUCAACGUUUUUUCUGUGACCGAAUCAACAUUAUAAACUGGGAUGUCCUGAAUGCUGAUUAGCUGACAGCUAUAUCAGACUGUAUACCACGGGUUUGACAAAACAUGUAUUUUUACUGCUCUAAUUAACUUGGUAACCAGUUUAUAAUAGAAAUAAGGCACCACAGGGGUUUGUGGUAUAUGACUAAUACACCACCGCUAAGGGCUGUAUCCAGGCGCUCCACGUUGCGUCGUGCAUAAAAACAGCCCGUAGCCGUGGUAUAUUGGCCAUAUACCACACCCCCUCGCGCCUUAUUGCUUAAUUAUAUCAGCCCCUUUAAGCUGUUUUUGAAAAACUAGUCAGGUAAAAAGCGUGUGUUUUAAUUAAAGGGGCAGUGUUGUAUUUUGAGACAGCCUUGAAUAUGGAAAUGAGCCAAUAGGCAGAAGGGUAGUCUUCAUUGUCUAAUUCUCUGAAUGAUAAUAAUUAAUUAUUUGAAAAGUGGUUUCUUGCAUCAUACAAUGCAAUGUACCUAUUUGGCCCAUGGUGUUACAGACCAAGUAAAAAGUCAUUAAUUAAUGUCAAACCCUUCAUAAUGUAAAAAUGUUUAAAGGUAUCAUGCAAUGUAGUCCUGCAUUGAACACCACAUAUAGACUACUGUAGGCUAUAUCAUAGAAAUCAAAAGCAAUUUCUAUCUGAAAAUGUUAUGGGAUUUGCUCCAUUGGUUUUGUUGGUAGGACUACAUUAUGCUCAAAUAGCCACAAUAGGCUAUUGGUUACUGUCUAAAACUGUAAGGGUUCCACCUCAGUAUUCACUGUAAUCGCGUGUCGGAACUUGCACAGAAUUCUCACAACGUUCAAGUUUCCGCUCACAACACCUCAAAUUUGCUCAGCCCCCCAAAUGUUUACUUGUAGGACAGUACACCAUGGCAGUUGGGUAAAGAUAUUUUUGUAGCUCUGUAACCUUGAGUUUCAGUUGAAUAGGGUAUCUGCUUCCUCUCACAGGCUGUCAGUCAUGUCCAUGUGCAGGAUGGGUCCCCUCCGAAGGUCAUGACAGGAUGAUUGAAAGUCCAACUGCGGUAGCGGCUGGUGACAGUGGUGGAUGGUUGUCUGUUGUAACAGGAUGUCUUACUGGCUGGUGUAUGUGACAACUGUUUCUAUAGAAAAAGUACUGUAAUGCCCUCUGAGAUGUUCAUUUGAUCACUGAAUAACUAUACAACUGGUAAAUCAAAUGUACAUAAUAUUUAACGUUUUGGAACAGAAGCCUGCAGCUAUGUGUAAUUCCCCUGUGUUCACUAAAUGGAAUUUGUUAAAUGUCAUAUCAUAACAGGCUAUCGGCUUGACAUUUGUGGUUAUGAAUCUGACCGAGCUAAGCUUUGCGGGACAAACAUUGGUGAUGACAUUUAGGCCAGUGAAACGUGCACUGAAACCCGAAAGAACAUUGUGGACCAUGCUAACUAGUUCACACACUAUGUAAAGGCACAGACCGGUCUCCUAGAGACAGUCUAGAUUGGCUCUAGGCCAAUUGCAAACAAACAAGCUUCAUUCAAAGCAGAUACUUCAGUGAAAAUGCCUUUGUCGAGUGAGAAAAUGAUCACACAAUCAAUCGUGUGUUCAGAAGCCUUACUAUAGAAAGAGUAUGGGCUGUUGGUGAUGAACAGAAUGGCUACAUCCCAAAUGGGGCUCUAUUCCAACAGGGCUCUAGUCAAAAGUUGUGUACUGUGUAGGGAAUAGAGUGUCAUUUGGGGCACAGCCUAACUCAUGUAGAAUAUUUUUGGUGCCAUAUUUUCUGGUUUAUGAAUGAGGAAUCUCUGAACUCUUUCACCCUCCCUGCAUAUCAUUUUGUACAGCUUAUGGUGGAAUGUACCAUUGAGGCCACAGGGGAACUUUCAGAAACAUAUGCCUUUUAUGAAAAUGCAUUUUACAGACUGUCAAAGCCAUGCUGAAUGAACACAAUGGUUAUGUAUUCAUCAAACAAAAAUGUUUCUCUCUUAAUUGAGAAUUCAGAGUGCAUUUGCACGGCAUGGGUGUCAUUUGAAAUGUGUAUGGACCACAUUUUAUAGAUUUAAAAAAAAAAAGUAUUAUGAAGAAUAAAAUCAACUUUGAAGUCACUAAAGCAGCAUGACACUAUCACGACAGUCACCUUUUCCUGUUGGUUUUGACCCCUUUUUCUCCCCAAUUGGUAGUUAGUCUUGUCCCAUCGCUGCAACUCCCGUACUAACUCGGGAGAGGAGAAGGGAGAGAGCGACACGUCCUCCGAAACACGACCCUGCCAAGCAGCACUGCUUCUUGACACACUGCACGCUUAACUCGGAAGCCAGCCACACCAAUGGGGUGGAGGAAACGCCAUACAAUUGGCGACCGAAGUCAGUGUGCAGGUGUCCGGCCCGCCACAGGAAUCGCUGGAGCGCGAUGGGACAAGGAAAUUCUGGCCGGCCAAACCCUCCCCCAACCCAGACGAUGCUGGGCCAAUUGUGCGCCGCCUCAUGGAUCUCCCAGACGGCUGUGUCACAGCCCGGGAUCGAACCCGGAUCUGUAGUGAUGCCUCAAGUACUGCGAUGCUCCACUCGAGAGGCCGGACAGUCACUUUUUCUAAGCAGUACAUUUUUUUAUUGAAUAGGUGACUUUAAAGUUAAAGAUGCUUCAAUCAAAUCUACUAACUUAAACUCACCCCAUUCUGUACAAAUGUGCGCAACAACAACAACAAACAAACAAGGCUACAAAGAAAGCUAAUGGGACUGUAGAGACUGUGUUGGCGUCAAAAUCGGUGGUGUGAACUAGGUUUCUAUUCAAGCGUUGAUCGACAUGGUAAUGGCUCUAUAGUAUUGGAGAAAAGUUUAAAAAACGGACCCUCCUUUACAUCGUGAAGUGUCAUGCCAUAACGUACAGCACGCAUAAAGCAACUAUUUCUGUCUUACAAUCUCUCUUCACCAGGUGUAGCACUUCUCUGAUCCUUUAGAAACAAGAAAUGGACAGUGACAGGGGUAAGGCGGAGGGAUAUCUAGUCAUUUUUUGCGUCAUCAUUGCAUGCGAUCAUCAUUCUCAAAGCCGCUGUUUACUUCUAAGAUCACUUUAGCACCGCCCUAAAAACCUGAUUCUAAUUCGACACAAACCAAAUAGGUAUGUAAUGACACAUUAUAUAAACUCUUUAUAGUGUUUUAUUUACAUUCUAGAGGCGAUAAGGUGAUAAGUUGGACAGAUCGAGUGAAAAAAAAGAAAUCCCACACAUCUCUCCUCACUACCACGCAUGAGUUUAGCUUCCCCACCCGCCAUUUUUUUAAAGACCCGACAGAGCUCAUUGCCUUGUUGAAUUAUGCAGAAAUGGGCAGCGUUUAGGUCAUGUAAUUGAUUUUGUUGGAAAGGGGAGAAAUUGUGCUUUACAAUGGUAUUGACAUUACAGUUGAUCUGGAAGUAUUAAGUUUUUGGGGCGCUAAAAUAAAGGCAAUUGUACGGACCAAGGCAAUGUACAAGUUCACGUGAGUUUACGUUACCAUAUCUUUCUGAUUUGGUGCACCUUUUUUCUUUUAAAGCAGAAUGCUCAACUACCUAAAUCUCAAUACUGCUAUCUCCUACUUGAACUGAUUGACCCCUUUAAACUCUGUAGUGACUCAUAUAACUGGGUCAGUCUAUGAAAAUGGUGGCUUUUUGAACAGCAAACUUUUACAAAUGUUAAUUAUUUUUAUUUUUAAUCAAAACAUAGUCAGAUAAUAGUUAACCCCUUAAUGUUAUAAAUCAAGAUAAAUGACAGCUUAACAUAUUUUUUAUAUUUUUACUACUUUACAUAAACAAAAAUGCUUGUGCUGCCUUUUUGUCACUGGUAUUACCUAUGUUUUAGAUGACAAUUCAGGCUUUCUAGAAUGUAAUUUCAGUCUUUAAUUAUGUGAUUACAAUAUUGAAACAGUAAUAAAAUGCUAAUAAGUA
Oncorhynchus tshawytscha (Chinook salmon) is the source of this 6241-nucleotide messenger RNA. RefSeq names its product zinc finger DHHC-type palmitoyltransferase 3. The coding region runs from base 582 to 1481 and encodes 299 amino acids. The transcript is spliced from 7 exons. Gene Ontology annotation, molecular function: protein-cysteine S-palmitoyltransferase activity. The record is from RefSeq and is a predicted model, not a curated record. Gene Ontology annotation, biological process: peptidyl-L-cysteine S-palmitoylation; protein targeting to membrane. Gene Ontology annotation, cellular component: endoplasmic reticulum; Golgi apparatus. NCBI's taxonomy places the organism in Eukaryota, Metazoa, Chordata, Actinopteri, Salmoniformes, Salmonidae.